AUGUCUUCCUAUAAAUUCUUGUCACUGGCUACCAAGCCAUCGGCCCAGCUAUGUUACAGCUUCCACCCCGCGGUGCGCACUGAAAAGCCGGCUCUGGUUGUGUUCGUCAAUGGUCUGGGGCUGCCACAAACCUCGUGGGAAGGAGUAAUCUCACGCUUGCAAGCCCAGCCUCCCGCUGCCGGUCUGCCCGCCAUGAUGACCUAUGAUCGGUAUGGUCAGGGUCAAACCACAGACCGCGAUCCUGACGAUGUGAAAGCUGAGGAUCCCAUGCAUGGUCACGACACAUUGACCGUUGUCCGGGACUUGCAUCAACUGAUCACGCAAAUCGCAUCGGAGAAGUUGGGUAUCUCUGAUCUCAGUCGCCUCCCCCUGGUGCUGGUUUCGAACUCGAUUGGUGGUGCACUAGUACGGCUCUACGCGCAAGAAUACCCCGGCACAGUGGCCGGCCUUCUGUUCCUGGACAGUGUGCUCGCUAAUUCCGAUUUUGUCUCCAUCUACCCGGAUCCUGAUUCACCUGGCUUCGACGAGACCAGCUUGCCACACGGUGUGUCAGUGGAAGCCAUCCGUGAUGCCCGGGCAUACAUGCAACGGGUCUUCCACCCCAGUAAUGGCAGUGGCGAGGGCCUCAGUCGGAGGAAUCUAGCAGAACUCCUCCCAAAGAGCGAUGGUCCCAAAUUGCAGGGUCCCGAUGGUCAAGGUCCCUGGGUGACGGUUAUCGGUCACGAGUUCGAGACGUUCAAGGUCGAGUUUGAGAAGAUGGGCGGUGCACCACCGAGGCUGACGGAAGUGUAUAUGAACCCCUACUGGCACCGCUUCAAUGAAGGGUUGGCCAAGCUCACUGAAUCGGAGCGGAGUAAGGGCCCGUUCCAGGCUCCGGGAGCCGGCCACUUUGUGCAGCGGGAUAACCCGGAGCUCGUGGCGAACGAGCUUCGUGAGAUGCUUGAUAAGGCUAUCUGA
Aspergillus niger is the source of this 957-nucleotide messenger RNA. RefSeq lists its product as uncharacterized. The coding region runs from base 1 to 957 and encodes 318 amino acids. The transcript has a single exon. NCBI's taxonomy places the organism in Eukaryota, Fungi, Ascomycota, Eurotiomycetes, Eurotiales, Aspergillaceae. The record is from RefSeq and is a predicted model, not a curated record.